AUGACUGAUCAAGGAUCUAUGAACGCUACAAUAUAUAACCGAUAUUCCGAUAUUGGGGAAUCAAUACGUACAUUUACAACAAGCAAUACAUGGGGACGUUGUCAACAUACGGACUGGGAUGCUUGCGAAUUGGCGCGACUUCAAGAGCUUAAUGAAGCUCGACAACGAGCAGCCCAAAUGGAGAAGACGAUGCGCUGGUGGUCGGAAUGUACUGCAUCAUGGCGGCAGAAAUGGAGUACGGUGCGAAACGAACGAAACCGAGCUCGCGAAGAAGGACAUUCGUUGAGGGUAGCACUCACGGAAGCCAAGGAGGAGAACAAGAGAUUAUUAAGUUCAAAACGAGCCGUAGAAGCAGAGAAUUCGCGCAUGAAAGCUCACAUGCAUUUACUACAAAAAGAACGAAUAGCCAGCCGAAUGCCGCUAGAAGUGAAUUCCCCACCAGAGACACCGUCAAUAACGUUUGAUGAAGAGUGCCAAGCACGACCGGAAUAUAUGCACGUCUCAACGAUCACCGAUCAACCAGUAUGCAUUACGGAAUUGAUUUUUACAGUUGGAUGUGAGCUCGCGAUGGAUGCGUUUGGAUGGGUCGCAGGGAAAGUUAUUCGAAAGCAUGCGAAAUUGGAAAACCGGUGUAGUGAAUUGCAAACUGAACUAAUGAUGAUGGAAGCUAAAUGUGCUGAACUUGAAGCUUCUCGUAUAGCUGCCAGAGAAGAGAUCGAGGAGUUAAAACGUUUUCAAGAACAAACAUCCCUAAGUGGUGGUACAGUUUCACAGAAAGAUGCAAGGGAAGUUGAAGUGAUAAAGUCGGAACGCGAUGAAGCACUGAGUGAAGUUCAGACGCUGAAGAUGGAAAAGGAAUUUCUGAUGCAACAGCUUAAAAUGUUGAAGAUUACGAUGGAAGAAAAUGAGCCUGAACCACCCAGGCCCACCUGA
Loa loa (African eye worm) is the source of this 933-nucleotide messenger RNA. RefSeq lists its product as hypothetical. Bases 1 to 933 code for a protein of 310 amino acids. NCBI's taxonomy places the organism in Eukaryota, Metazoa, Nematoda, Chromadorea, Rhabditida, Onchocercidae. The record is from RefSeq and is a predicted model, not a curated record. The transcript is spliced from 9 exons.